Messenger RNA from Neocloeon triangulifer, 2639 nucleotides. Its product is annotated as RING finger and SPRY domain-containing protein 1-like. Bases 658 to 2307 code for a protein of 549 amino acids. The record is from RefSeq and is a predicted model, not a curated record. The transcript has 13 exons. Gene Ontology annotation, molecular function: ubiquitin-protein transferase activity; protein binding. Gene Ontology annotation, cellular component: cytoplasm. NCBI's taxonomy places the organism in Eukaryota, Metazoa, Arthropoda, Insecta, Ephemeroptera, Baetidae.
UUUUGUGAUUGGUUUUGUGUUUUGUUUUCCUUUGAGAAGCAAAUGAAGCAAUUCUUCAAAAAGUUUAGUUUAACCCGUUUAACCCUUCGACGACGAAGAUAAAAAUCAUUGCAACCAUACCCAUCAUGAAAUGCAAUUCACGUUGCUGUCGCGAUUUCAUUUUGACAUACAAUCGAAAAUCGUGAAUAUCUGAGAUCUGAGUUGACAAUAGACGUCACACGUCGUUUUUUUGGACAGUAAACUGCUCCUUGGUAAACUACACUAAACUUACAUGUCUACGAACGUUUUUCAAACGCACCCAUAUACCCAAGGUGCACAAAAGACAGAAGAGGGGAGAGGAGAGCUGAAUCAUCUGAUUGUUUACUAUCAAGAAUAAGUAUAAGACAAGUAAACUUUAAAUUAUUAUUACACUCUGCUUAUAGAUUAUCUGUACAUAUCUUGUUUACAGUCUUGCUUGUUACAGUCCGGGAUUGUGUUUAUCAAGUUGAGACAGUACAUUCCAAUUUGCUGGCCCAAAAGGAGCAAAUCUCUGUGCAGGUUCCUAGCAUUACACAAAUCUACUAUGCACGUCCAGACUCUGAAAAACGUGGCUUGAUUCCUACCUUGAACGUCUAGUCUCAACUCAGAAGAGAAUCUGUGAUGGACAGGUAGUUGCCGAUGGGCUCGUGUUUGUGUAAGGAGAAGAAGCGGCAGCGAAGCUUGGCAGAGCGGCAAGAUGCUUUGCAGCAGGAAUAUGAUGGUCGUCCUGCGCUGUCCGUAUCAGGGCCAUCCCUUUCUGCUCGAACAGUGCAAACAGCCAGUACAUCUUGUCCAAUCGUCAUCGAUGAUCUAGUCCUUGAAACGCUCUCCGUUAUUCGAACACUGGUUGAAAAUGAGCAAGAACCACCAGCCUCCAUGGUCAAACUUCACGUGAUAGCUGACAAAGAGGAAGGAUGGUUGGCGCUGGUAACUUCCAUGGUUAGAGUCAUUCCUCUGGAGGACCCUCUUGGGCCUGCUGUUAUCACCCUGCUUCUGGAUGACUGCCCUUUGCCGACAAGAGAGUCGGUUUUAAGGCUGGCUUUGCUGUUUAACCUGUCAGCUGAGCAAUCCGAAUUGGGAUGUAAGUUUCCUAUGCAGCAAAGGAACAUCUGUGUCGUGCUGGGCUGCAUUGCUGAGAAGAUGGCUGGAUCAAACAGUAUUGCAAUUUUAACUAAAGGAACUCUAGACUACUUGAUAGCCAAUCUUAGAGAGGAAAUCAAUCCAUCUGUUACACUAUUUUCCCUUGUGGCGCUUGAGAAAUUUGCCCAGACAACUGAAAAUAAAAUGACAAUUCAGCGAUAUCUGAAAGAUUGCCCUACAAAUCCACUGUUGAGACUGGAGCAAUGGAUCGACCACCCUGACCAUGUAAAACGGCAAGUUGGCUUCUGUGCUCAGUGGUGUUUGGACAAUUUGUUUUUGGUUGAGGGACGUCCGUUCUCAUACAACUGUAUUGAUUUAUCUAACAUCAAUGUCAUGCUCAACACAAAGGAUGUCAGCGAGUAUUUGAAAAUUUCACCCAAUGGACUGGAGGCUCGUUGUGAUGCUUUCUCUUUCGAAAGUGUCCGCUGCACCUUUCAAGUUGACAAAGGCAUUUGGUACUAUGAGGCUGAAAUAAUAACUCCUGGUGUAAUGCAGAUCGGCUGGGCCACUAGAGACAGCACAUUCUUGAAUCAUGAGGGCUAUGGAAUUGGAGACGAUGAAUAUUCCUUGGCCUAUGAUGGUUGCCGUCAACUCUUCUGGCACAAUGCCCGUUGUGAGGCUCAGUCGCGACAAUGCUGGAGGCCAGGCGAUAUAUUAGGAUGUCUUCUUGAUCUUGAUAAGCCAGAGAUUUGUUUUUAUGUCAAUGGACAACGUCUUGGCUCUAGCACCCAGGUUACAUCCAACAAUAGUAUAUUUAAGUCAUCUAGGUCUGGAUUUUUUGCUGCUGCUAGUUUCAUGUCAUUCCAGCAGUGCAAGUUCAACUUUGGCAGUAGUCCCUUUAAAUACCCGCCAAAGGAUAGAAAAUUUGCAAAAUUUAAUGAUCAUGCUCACUUGGAUGCUGAGGAUAAAAAGAUUUUACCUAGACAUAUACGCUUAGAACAGCUUUGCAAACUGAGUGUACGUGAUGACUCUUGUACCUUGUGUUUUGAUGAUUUUGCUACUGUUCAGCUGACUCCUUGUGGCCACAGGGGAUUUUGUAAAAACUGUGCCAAUCAGUUGUCAGAGUGCCCAAUGUGCAGAGCAACAAUCAAGGAGAAACAGCAUUGUGAUUCAGAGAGAGAGGCUGAAAAGAGGGCUGGAGAAACAUGACCUCCACUCAACAUGCAUUUUUGGUUGAUAUAACCGGAUUUUGAUAUUUUGAAUCAACAAUAUUACCCUCAAUUUCAGGUUUUUUCUUAUUCUAAGGCUUAAUUAUUUAUAAAAAUUGCAAGUUUGAAAGUUGUAAAAUCUGCGCAGAAGCAUCGAUAUACAUGUAAUCCUAUGUCGGCUGGGUCGCUCUUGAUAAAAUGUAAUGGGAUGCACACACAUUGGUGUCAUCUUCUGGUCAUGCUAAGCAAUUGAACCAAAAUGCAAAUUAUGUUCUAAAAUAAUUAAAUUACACGUAGGAGAUUCCUCCCUGCAAUAAAUUAUAAGUUAAUCUA